GAUGGAGUUGGAGGUUCAGGAUCUCACCGAUGACAUUGACACUGAAUUUCUGAUCCUGUAUCUGGAGAGUAAGCGCCGCUCUGGGGGGGGUCCAAUCUCCUUUUACAGUCGCAAUGGAUCACAGGCACUGGUCACUUUUGAGAAUCCUUCCGAUGCAGAGAAUGUAUUAUCUAAGGAGAAGCAUUGUGUGGGGUCUCUUCCUAUCCGUGUGAGGCGUCCACUUCCAUGGGACUCUGGGAGAGUAGCUUUGUGUGGUCUUCACCCGGACACUGAAGAGUCUUUGUUAGAAAUAUAUGUGGAGAAUGUAAGUGGCCGAGCAGAGUUCCUCCUAGUUCGCUCUUCAGACCGGAGGAAUGCCCUGGUCACCUUCUGUCAGCCUCUGAGUGAUGAAGAAUUUGACCAUUUAGUAAAAAGCAUUGAGAGGCGGCCUGUGCCCAUGCAUGGAUCCUCCCUGACUGUGCAACGGGUCCGACUCUGCCCUGAUGUCUUGGUGGAGAAUAUUGGAUGUGGAAUUACAGCUGACCUGCUAGAGAUGUAUUUUGAGAGUCGGAGGAGUGGAGGCGGCAGAGUAAACUCUGUGAGGAUGCUCAGAAACAACUCUGCUGCUGUUGUGUCCUUUACCGAUGUCAGUGUGGCCAUGCGGGUUCUCAGCCAGUCACAUUUGCUGCACAACUCCCAGCUGACUGUCUCUUCAUACUAUCCAGCCCUGGUCGGGUCUCCGAGCUCAGAGGUGAUUGGACCACCAGAAGAAAACCACAGCGAGGAUCCAGGGGGGCAGAAGACAGGAGCAGAGGAGGCGCUGAGGGACCCUGUCGUGGCGGAGCAGUGUGAGGAUUGGGGUCCAGCCAUUGGUAACACAUGUGACGUGGUGACUCCUCCUCCUAUGGGGUCUGCACAGGACAUUGAGACAUCACUAGGAUUGGUGCAAGAACACGAGGUUCUAAUGGACUUAUCGGAGCUGCGCUUCAUGCAGGAAUAUCAGCACGAGCUGCUGGCUGGAAUGGACCAGGUGACCAUUGUCCCUCUGGAGGGUCAAGACAAGUGCGGAUUUAGGGUUUCGGGAGAUGCAGUCUCUUGUAAGACGGCGGUUGAGCUUCUUCUUCACAUUGUGUCCUCUCUGUCAUCUCGUACGGUGACGUUCCAGUAUGCGGGGGUCUCACUAUUCCUCCUGGAGGAUGAGGGUCAGCGGAUGGUGCUGGAGACAGAGCAGCAGUACCAGUGCAUCAUUGACACGUCCCGUCUGAGCUGGCGAGCGGUGGGCUGUAAGCCUGCGGACCCCUGGAGCUUUGUACCUAUUCCUGACACUGACUCCUCUUCUGUCCAGUUCUUCAUGGCUGAGGAUUUGUCUGAGGCCGCAGCCCAACAUCCUGCAGACAUAGAGGAUAUAAAGGUGUUUGCUUCUCUUCUGAAGAAUUCACAGAGUGAAGAAGACAAAGAGGAACAUCCGGCCACAACCAUCGAAAGUCACAUAAAACAAGAUGAGGAGCUAGAUCUGUAUACAGAUGCAUCUGCCAAGGGCCCCGAUGAGGGCCCCUCUGGGGAUGAGGAGCUGGAGCAGGCCUGUAAGAUGUCCAAAGAUGAAUACAAAGAUCUGCAACUGGAUGAAGAAGCUCAACUGCUCCUCGCCAUCCAGAUGUCCAUGGACUCCCAGGACACACGAGACGAGGACCAGGACUUACAGAAGGCUCUAGAACUGUCUCUUAGAGAUCAAGUCUUGGAGGAGGCAGAAGAACCUUUACAGAUGGCUCUGGAAAUGUCUUUGAGAAGUCCUUGGGCCUUUGAUGAGAUUUCUCCUAGACUAGAGGACAGUGAUGUUUCUAGAGAUGAGAUGGGCAAAGCUUUAGACACUGCUCAUAUAAAAGUCCUAGCAGGGGAUGAGACCAGCCUGGUGGUGGCCUGUGCGGCCCUAAGGAAGGCAAUGACAGCGAGACUCUGCUCAGUAACUCUGGAUGGGGUAGAAGGUUUCCAGGACAAAGCAGAGAUCCUGUCUGCUCUGGAGAGGAAACACAAGGUGACGAUCGCCGAGUCUGACGGCCAGACACAAAUACACGGAUUCUUACAAAACCCCCUGAAAUGUAAGGAGGAACUGUCCCAGAUCCUGAGCGCCGUCCAUACAGGCUGGAGGUCUCAGGCUGGACUCAUCCCAGUGUCCGAGACAUCAGAGGAGUACAACAGAGUGCUGGAGCCUUUCCUCAGCACCUUACACAACCUGAGACCUGUCACCCAAGUGCUCCAGGUGCAGAAGGUGCAGAAUACUUUACUUUAUAAACAAUACCAGCUAAAAAAGCAAAGCAUGCUGGGACAAUACCCUGGGAUGUCUAUUGAGCGCACUCUGUACCAUGGAACCACAGAAAAUGGCGCCAAGGAGAUCUGUCACAGAGGAUUCAAUCGCAGCUUCUGCGGAAAGAACGCCACUCUGUAUGGUCAUGGUGUAUAUUUCGCUGUUGAAUCUACCAUUUCGGCGAGGGACAUAUAUUCGCCGCCAUCCAGUGAAGGUAACAAGUACAUUUUGGUGGCCCAGGUACUGACUGGAGAGUUUACAGCAGGAAAAGAAGACAUGAAGACUCCUCCCAUUAAGACGGAUACGGUGGGGGAUGUACCACAGCGAUACGACAGCCUGGCGGACCAUCUUCAGGACCCCGCCAUCUUUGUCAUAUUUAAUGAUACACAAGCAUAUCCACAAUACCUUAUUACAUGCUGUAAAAAGAGAGACUGCGAUAAAUAAACGCAGCACAAGAGUGGAAGAGGUGACGCUUAUAAUGGUGACACUGGCUGAAGCGGGGAGCAAGAAGCCGGCCAAGAAUACAGAUUCAUAUACCGGGAGGAUCACGUCAUGAUGAGGAGAGCUUGUGCGCUGGCUUAUAAUGGCCUCCAUCUUGGGUCACUUAACGCCAUCCGAUUAUUUUCACUGUCAGUACCGGAUUUGCAUUUCAUGGGCCUGUGACCUCCAUCUGUCCAGCCCCGUAGUGUCUGCCUGUUAUAACCUAGGUUUAAUAAAGCUUUAAAUAUUGUC
This is a messenger RNA of Hyla sarda, 3013 nucleotides long. It is a transcript of the gene PARP10, whose product is annotated as poly(ADP-ribose) polymerase family member 10. Lineage: Eukaryota; Metazoa; Chordata; Amphibia; Anura; Hylidae. The record is from RefSeq and is a predicted model, not a curated record. Gene Ontology annotation, molecular function: transcription corepressor activity; NAD+ poly-ADP-ribosyltransferase activity; nucleic acid binding. Gene Ontology annotation, biological process: negative regulation of gene expression. Gene Ontology annotation, cellular component: cytoplasm; nucleus.